Oryzias latipes (Japanese medaka) is the source of this 1843-nucleotide messenger RNA. RefSeq names its product fumarylacetoacetate hydrolase domain containing 1 (gene fahd1). Gene Ontology annotation, molecular function: acetylpyruvate hydrolase activity. Gene Ontology annotation, cellular component: mitochondrion. NCBI's taxonomy places the organism in Eukaryota, Metazoa, Chordata, Actinopteri, Beloniformes, Adrianichthyidae. The record is from RefSeq and is a predicted model, not a curated record.
AAUUUUUUGUUGAUUUUGCUUACGUGUUUAUAAAAGUUGCUCAAAUGUACUAAAUACAAUUCAUUUAUAUUAUAUUAUAGGUCAAAAUAUGGUACAUUUAAACCAACUUGGCUAAAAGUUAGUUCUGAUUAUAACUUUGAGUUUUAAGAAUGUCCCUUCCGACUUGUAGUAGUUUAUCAUCGGGUCAGCGGUGUCGGUCAAAGUUUAGUUUAUCUAGAACAGACUGACUUAGACAGUACACACAGUACAAACGCAAACACAGCCUUUCCCAGAAUGACAACGCGGAACAUAUCUCGGUUCUGGGAGUGGGGAAGAAAGAUCAUCUGCGUUGGGAGAAACUAUGCGGACCAUGCGAAAGAGCUCAAAAACGCAAUUCCGUCGGAGCCCGUGUUGUUCCUGAAGCCUCCUUCUGCAUAUGUGACUGAGGGCUUCCCCAUCCUAGUGCCUCUGUACACCAGCAACCUGCACCACGAGGUGGAGUUGGGGGUGGUGAUCGGGAAAGCGGGGACCUCGAUCCCACAGUCCGAUGCAAUGGAUCAUGUUGCGGGUUACGCUCUGUGCCUGGACAUGACCGCCCGGGACAUCCAGGAUGACUGCAAGUCCAAAGGUUUGCCCUGGACUCUGGCGAAAGCGUUCAACACCUCCUGCCCCGUCAGCGAGUUCAUCCCCAAAGAGCGCAUCCUUGACCCGGGGAACGUCAGGCUGUGGCUGAAGGUGAACGACCAGCUGCGGCAGAGCGGCUGCACCUCGCAAAUGAUCUUCUCCAUCCCCUAUCUGAUCAGCUACAUCAGCGAGAUCAUCAGCCUGGAGGAGGGGGACCUCAUCCUCACCGGGACCCCGAAAGGAGUGUCGGCCGUUCAGGAGCACGACGAGCUGCAGGCCGGCAUCGAAAACAUUGUUCGAAUGAGCUUUAAAGUUGCCAGAAAAGAUCACUAAAGUUGGCAAAUCCGUCCUCCAUGGAGAAAAGUCAGCAGAUGGCAGUAAGGUGCUAAUAAAAAGGCUUCCAUCUGCUGUCUUUUUUUUGUGUGUGCAAAAUGUGAAAAAUUUCAAACUAAUUUCAACAUCUUUUUAACUUAUAUUUUAAACAUAUCUGUUUAGAAGUUAAUUCUAAGAUGCAAUAUGUCUGUAAUAAAGGGUCAAAUUUUUAAAAUUCAACGAAAAGCUGGUGCUGAGAUACAUUUAAUAAUGCAAUAUAUAAGUUUAGAUAAAAAAAAGCUUUAUUUCACUUUUAAAUUACCAUUUGUUUCUUAAAUGUUUUAAAACAUGAUGAUUUAGAUAAAUACAGUCACAUACAAUGAAAAUAGAACAGUAAUUAUAACAGUUGCAUAAGGAAUAACUUUGCUUUCAAUUUGAUCUCAGCAAAAAAUGACAGAAUACAAUAUGUUUACACUGCUUAAAAAUGAGAAAAACAUCUUUCAUUUAGCAAAUUAAUACAUCUGCAUAUGGGAUUAGAACAAUGGACUUACCAAUAAUUUUUAUUUUAAGAAAAACAUUCUAGUCAGACAUGUUUUCUUAAAUACAAAUAUUUUGCUAUUGAAAAUUUUUCUUAAUGUGAUUAUUCUGCUUGCAAGCCAGAAAAUAAGACAUUUUUUCUUGAAAGAAGGGUCUUUUUAAUUUCUCAAGAUUCAGUUUUUGCAGUGUAGAGCAGUACUUCCUCGUUUCUUCUUCUACUCCUGUUUAAAAAUCGAGAGAAAAGAAAAUCCUUGUUGUAAUUUUUGAUUAUGAAAUAUUUUGCACUUCCCUUUUUUUAUAAUAAAGCACGCAUUCUGUUUUAUAGCAGUUCAUUCUUUCUUUUUUAUGCUGUUACACUCCAAAAAUAAAGUUGCCCUGCAGGGAGAACAUU